AUGGGCGCUUCAGUGCCUCCUACUGUAACCGACGAAGAAUUGGAUCAGCAUGUGGCAGAGUUGAUAUUGAAGGAAGCAAAGACCAAAGCUACAAACUAUUCUAAAGGUUGUAUGCGCGCAUAUAUACCAAAACCCGGAUACACAGACAGUAAUGCUCCUAGAACCAACAAGAGCUUUCUCAACUCCCUCGUCAAAAACGCAAACAUGCACAACAAAGUCGUUCUACAAACCCAGGCAGACGCAGCCGAACAAGUAAAGGAAGUAUACAAAUCCAAAGACUAUUUCCAUAUGGCCUCGAGAGCUCAGAAUCGUAUCCUCUUCGAAAGAAGCCGACACGGCUAG
This is a messenger RNA of Rhizoctonia solani, 342 nucleotides long. RefSeq lists its product as uncharacterized. The coding region runs from base 1 to 342 and encodes 113 amino acids. The record is from RefSeq and is a predicted model, not a curated record. NCBI's taxonomy places the organism in Eukaryota, Fungi, Basidiomycota, Agaricomycetes, Cantharellales, Ceratobasidiaceae. The transcript has 2 exons.